Aspergillus alliaceus is the source of this 1566-nucleotide messenger RNA. RefSeq lists its product as uncharacterized. The coding region runs from base 338 to 838 and encodes 166 amino acids. NCBI's taxonomy places the organism in Eukaryota, Fungi, Ascomycota, Eurotiomycetes, Eurotiales, Aspergillaceae. The record is from RefSeq and is a predicted model, not a curated record. The transcript is spliced from 2 exons.
AAAUAAGCUUACUGCCAGCAACUGAUCUGAUACUGUUUGCACUGGUGUUUUUGUAUUAGACAUAUUUUAGAGCCGAAAAUAUUAAUUACUUCAUGUGGGCGACUUAAGAACUAUACGCAGCAACUAUCGCGAGUUGGGCACCGGGGUAUAUUGUUCUAUUUUGCCCCACCUGGAUCACCCCUCCUUCCCGCCGAAGUUAUCUUUUUGAGGGACUCAAAUUGACAAUUAACCUCGCACUUCUUUCGCCUACAAGCCCACCCAAUCGAGGCCAACUUUCACACACAUCCUAGUGCUAUUUUUUCUUCACUUUGCACUGUUGUCGAUAAGCUAAUCGACAAUGACAGGAAAUCUUGACUACGAAAUCAUACGUGGAGCUAUUCCCAAAGUACUGGCCCAGAGGACUGCGGAUGCGCUGCAAAAACAACCUAAACAUCCACGGGAGAAGUACGACGCUUUCGAAAUACCUCCAGUAUGCUCUGAAAACGCAGAAAAACAUGUUCUCUCCCGGAUAUGCCACCCAAAACCAGUUCCUUCGCAGCCUGACCACAUUUUUGCUGGCAUAUUCCGCGAGACUGUCGCCGAUCCGAAAAAGCUGAAAACAGCAGAGAAGGGUGAAAUAUAUGUCACAAUCGCUCUUACACCACUCUCCCCGGCAAACGGUUGGUACACAUUCUACCGAGGCGCAAGAGCAAAUCAAUCCGCUCCGACUAUUGAAACUCCGAAAGAUGCUCUUAAUCUUGAUAUUGGGGAUGCCGUGGUAUGGAGAGGUGACCUAAUUUAUAUACAUUCUUCGGGUGGUGGUGGCAUGUUUCAGACAAUCGUUUACCAGAUAGAUUAAUGGCCUUGACGGAGAUAUGACGAAUAAUCACGACAUUUGGCGAUAUACUCAUGACAGGAAUAGCUCUGUGCAACCAUUGUUGUAUUAAUAUAAACAAAAUGUACUCUAUCGACACCAUAGCCCGUGCGUCUCUGAAAGGAUAAAUAUCACGGAUAAAGCACAUAUAAUCAUCUCUUAAUGUGAUAUAGGAACUGUCAUGUGCAGGAUAGGAUUAUAGUUUUGGUCCCAAUUUCCUAGAUUAAGAAGAGUCUCACCUGUUUCUUGUAGUCUCGCAUCGUAGUCUUUGUCCCAAUUCCCGAAGGGUAAUGAUCCUGCGGGCGUGGGAUUUUGGGAGCCGAAACAAGAUAAAUCUGGAUUGUAGUUUUUGUCCCAAUUGCCUAAAUUGAGAAGGGUUUCCGAUCUUGUUCUUUGGGAUCUCGUAUCGUAGUCUCUAUCCCAGUUUCCAAAGAAUAGCGAUUCCGCACGAGUGGGGUUUUGUGAACCUAAAGCGGAUAAUUCCGGGAUAUAGUUCUGGUCCCAGUUACCCCCAUAGAAGCUUUCGGGAACAGAUGUCUUUGAUUGUGGUUGCUGGUUGCAUGAUGGCAUAGUACAGUCUUGGGCCCGCUCCGCUGGAGCAAAUGCUGAUGAUGCCGAAAGCUGAAGCUGGUGAGAAACUUAAAAACCUGUUAGCUAUACCUAUAGGGGUUGAUUUAUAAAGGGGACUACCAUUGCUCAAGUUGGAAAGCCCA